Molecule: messenger RNA, 312 nt
Organism: Mycotypha africana
Lineage: Eukaryota; Fungi; Mucoromycota; Mucoromycetes; Mucorales; Mycotyphaceae
Product: optic atrophy 3 protein-domain-containing protein
Exons: 4
Coding region: 1-312 (103 amino acids)
Biological process (GO): regulation of lipid metabolic process
Cellular component (GO): mitochondrion
Source: RefSeq, a predicted model, not a curated record
AUGACACUGAAAAUGAAAUUUCUGGGAUAUAAAAAGGAGAAGAUACGACCAUUGAAUGAUGCAAAAGCUAUUGAAAGUGGGGCCAAUUUUCUCAGCGAAGCGUUUGUGUUCACGGUGGCAGCAUCUGUCAUCCUGGCUGAAAGUUGGAGAUCUAGAGCUACUGCAAAAAAUCGUCGAAAUUAUGUGGAUGAUGCGUUGGAAAACUUGGAAGGUCAAAAUAAAUCACUAACGGAACAUUUAGGACUGAAACGGCAUACUGAAUAUCAACAACAGCCCACAGUAGUUACACUUCCUGGGUUUGGCAAAGAAUAA